Molecule: messenger RNA, 2262 nt
Organism: Manihot esculenta (cassava)
Lineage: Eukaryota; Viridiplantae; Streptophyta; Magnoliopsida; Malpighiales; Euphorbiaceae
Product: CBL-interacting protein kinase 18
Exons: 2
Coding region: 819-2168 (449 amino acids)
Biological process (GO): protein phosphorylation; signal transduction
Molecular function (GO): ATP binding; protein kinase activity
Source: RefSeq, a predicted model, not a curated record
UAAGAAUAAAUAUCAAGGAUGUAAGGCUCAAGUAGCACAUUUCCUUUUAUUGUCUUCUUUUUCCAGAAACCUUCCUGCAAUGCAACAACACUUGACAGAUUUCUCUUUCUGGACGUUGUUUCAUCUUUUUCAUUUUCACUCGUGCUCUUCUUCCAUUGUUUGUGGAAUCAGAUAAAUUUUAUGUGAAUGUAACUGUGAUACAUGUCUCGGUUGAUUACUGGAAUGAAAGAAAGGGAAAAUUCUAGACCAAUUAUUUCCCCUUUAAUUAUAGUGGGUUGUAAAACUUUUAAUAUUUAGUAGCAAGUAGAAGUGUUUGUUGAUGAUUUUUGGUCUCUAAGUUUUCAAUCGCUUCCUAAUAUGUUUGAAAGCUCCAUAUUCUCAUAGAUUCUGCAACUAAUUUCACCUUCUCAGUCACUUCGUCUGAUCUAUUUCUCCCCAUGCUGUUCAACUUCAGGUGAACAAGUCUUAUAUCUUCCGGUGGGAUUGAAACCUUAGCCAUCUUCUGCACUUUUUUCACUACAUCUGCCAAAGGCUUCAGAAUCCAUUCUUUCCCAUCUACAUGAUCAGUAUUCUCUAGUCAAUCACAAACAAUGGGAAUGCUGAAAGAUGCUGAGAUUCAGAAUUUCUUCCUCUGAGGCAGACCGGGUCAAAGCUAGCUCCAUCUGGACUACCCUUGUAUGAGGCUGCCCACUUCAUUGUGCUAAAAUGCCUGGUGUGUGUGCGAGUGACGAUAAGCCAGCUUUUAGGUUCCUGAGUCAGUGUAUAUUGCAUUAGAAGGCAAAUUAGCUUCUUUUUGUGUUCAAAUAUUGUAGCUUAAAAUGGAAAACAAAGGGAACGUGUUGAUGCACAAGUAUGAGAUGGGCAGACUGUUGGGCCAAGGAACCUUUGCCAAGGUCCACUAUGCUAGAGAUAUUAGAACAGGAACGAGUGUAGCCAUCAAAAUAAUUGACAAAGAGAAGAUAAUGAAGGUUGGAUUGAUGGAUCAGAUUAAGCGAGAAAUUUCUGUUAUGAAAUUGGUGAGGCAUCCAAAUAUCAUACAACUUUAUGAGGUGAUUGCCACCAAAACCAAGAUUUACUAUGUCCUGGAAUACGUUAAAGGUGGUGAGCUCUUCAACAAAGUAGCCAAGUCCAAGCUGAAGGAGGAUGUUGCAAGAAAAUAUUUUCAACAGUUGAUUAGUGCAGUUGAUUUUUGCCAUAGUAGAGGAGUCUAUCAUCGUGAUCUGAAACCAGAAAACCUACUGUUGGACGAGGAUGGGAAUCUAAAGGUUUCAGAUUUUGGUUUAAGUGCCCUGGCUGAAUGUACGAGACAGGAUGGGUUACUUCAUACAACUUGUGGGAGCCCUGCUUAUGUUGCUCCAGAAGUCAUAAAAAGAAAAGGUUAUGAUGGACCCAAAGCUGACAUUUGGUCAUGUGGGGUUAUCUUGUAUGUUCUAUUGGCCGGAUAUCUGCCAUUCUAUGACUCAAAUCUGAUGGAGAUGUAUAGGAGGAUUGCCAAGGCAGAUUUUAAAUCCCCCGAUUGGUUUGCACCUGAAGCAUGCAGGCUUCUAUCAAAGAUCCUGGAUCCAAACCCUCGCACGAGGAUAUCCAUAGCUGAAAUAAUCGAAAGUCCUUGGUACUGGUACCAUAGGGAUUUAGAAAGCCAAUCCCCAAUGGUUGAAACAGACACAAAAGGACCAGCAUAUCUGGAUUGUGACGCUGUGAAUGAGAGUAGCUGUGCUGUCACAGAGUCCAAGCAAGAACUUUGCUACUUGAAUGCGUUCGACAUCAUCUCCUAUUCAGCAGGCUUUGACUUGUCUGGUUUGUUUGAGGAAAAAGAGAAAAAGAAAGAGAUGAGAUUCACUGCAAAAAAGACUGCCUCAAUCAUCAUCUCAAAGCUAGAAGACACUGCUAAGCGUCUGAGGCUGAAAAUAAAGAAGAAGGAUGCGGGCUUGUUGAAAUUUGAAGGUUCAAAUGAAGGCAGGAAAGGAGCUCUGGGCAUUGAUGCACAAAUAUUUGAGAUCACUCCAUAUUUUCAUUUGGUUGAGAUGAAAAAGUCCAGUGGAGAUACGAUAGAGUAUCAGGCGUUACUGAAACAAGAGAUUAGACCUGCACUGAAAGAUGUUAUUUGGACAUGGCAAGGAGAACAGCAACAACAACUACUAAAACAAGAGGAGCAGCAGGAGCUUUAACUUCCACAUCCUCGUACUGGGAAAUUUAAAAAAAAAUGUAUAGUUAUGUAUACUUGAUCACAGCAAUAAAGAACUUUUAAUACCUUAAUAAGCA